GAAUAGAAUAAAAAAAUAUUUGGAUGCGGAAUACGGAUUGAAAAAGAAAUUCGGCUUACAAGUACGACGGAUUUUUCAAAUUUCAUACCGUUUGUACACGGGGUGACUUCGAAAUGUGGUACGAAGCCUUACCGUCCGCCAUCAUCGUGUACGUGCUGUUGAGUAUACCUGACAAGAUCAACUCUUUGUCAAAUAAGUUGGUUUACAAUAAUGUUUACAGACGUGAUAUUAGUCAACCAUGGCUUCAAAGAUAUUAUGCCAGAGACUGGGAAUUAACUGGUGAUCCAUACAAAGCACAAGGCCUUGAAAGUUUAUCAAAUAAGCCUUCAGUUACUGGAAUUGAUUGGCAUAAAUAUGGAAAAGGACCAAACCACUCAUUCUAUGGCACAAAAUUGUAAUGAAAACUUAUUAAUUUGAAAGAUGAAUUGUAGCUAUAACAAAUAAUUUAGAAAGUUGUUUAUGGAAAUUGUGAAAACCAUAUAUCUUGCUAAAUAUACUUAAUAAAUAUGUAACAUAAUAUCUAAA
Diuraphis noxia (Russian wheat aphid) is the source of this 525-nucleotide messenger RNA. It is a transcript of the gene ND-MWFE, whose product is annotated as NADH dehydrogenase (ubiquinone) MWFE subunit. The record is from RefSeq and is a predicted model, not a curated record. NCBI's taxonomy places the organism in Eukaryota, Metazoa, Arthropoda, Insecta, Hemiptera, Aphididae.